AAGUGUUCUUGACAGGUCCUGAGAAGUCUUUCUCGUUUGGGCUGGAGAUCACAGCAUACAAAAGCCGCCCUACAGCGUGAACCCGGAUUGGGAUUUAGCUUUGAGUUCACUGAACAGCAAAAAGAAUUUCAAGCUACUGCUCGUAAAUUUGCCAGAGAGGAAAUAAUCCCAGUUGCUGCAGAAUAUGAUAAAACUGGUGAAUACCCUGUCCCCCUAAUUAAAAGAGCCUGGGAACUUGGUUUAAUGAAUUCACACAUUCCAGAGAGCUGUGGAGGUCUUGGACUUGGAACGUUUGAUGCUUGUUUAAUUACUGAAGAGCUGGCUUAUGGAUGUACAGGGGUUCAGACUGCAAUUGAAGCAAAUUCUCUGGGGCAAAUGCCUGUUAUUAUUGCUGGAAAUGAUCAACAGCAGAAGAAGUACUUGGGAAGGAUGACUGAGGAGCCCCUGAUGUGUGCCUACUGUGUGACGGAACCUGGCGCGGGCUCUGAUGUAGCUGGCAUACAGACCAAAGCAGAGAAGAAAGGAGAUGAGUAUGUUAUCAAUGGUCAGAAGAUGUGGAUAACCAAUGGCGGGAAAGCCAACUGGUACUUUGUGUUGGCACGUUCUGAUCCAAAUCCCAAGACUCCUGCAGGUAAAGCCUUUACUGGAUUCAUUGUGGAAGCAGAUACCCCAGGAGUGCAGAUCGGAAGGAAGGAAUUAAACAUGGGCCAGCGAUGUUCAGACACUAGAGGAAUCGUCUUCGAAGAUGUGAGAGUACCUAAGGAAAACGUUUUAAUUGGUGAAGGAGCUGGUUUCAAAAUUGCGAUGGGGGCCUUUGAUAAAACCAGACCUCCGGUUGCUGCUGGUGCUGUCGGGUUAGCGCAGAGAGCCUUGGAUGAAGCCACCAAGUAUGCCCUGGAAAGGAAGACGUUUGGAAAGCUGCUCGUGGAGCACCAAGGGAUAUCAUUUUUGCUGGCUGAAAUGGCAAUGAAAGUUGAACUGGCUCGACUGAGUUACCAGAGGGCGGCUUGGGAGGUGGAUUCUGGUCGCCGAAAUACCUACUAUGCCUCUAUUGCAAAGGCGUUUGCUGGCGAUAUUGCCAACCAGUUAGCUACCGAUGCUGUGCAGAUUUUCGGAGGCAAUGGGUUUAAUACGGAAUAUCCUGUGGAGAAGCUGAUGAGGGAUGCCAAGAUCUACCAGAUUUAUGAAGGUACUGCACAAAUCCAAAGGCUUAUUAUAGCCCGAGAGCAUAUUGAAAAGUAUAAAAAUUAAAGAGAUUGCCACAGAAGCUUGAUUAAUCAUGGAGCAACCAGAACAUGUUCCAGUAUUUCAGCUCCAGAAAAGAUAAAGGGCUUUAACACCUUCCCAGGGAAAAUAAAAAUAACCGCGCUCAUGCUAACUCCAAGCCACCGGUUCUGAUAAUAGCUUGUACGUUUGUUUAACUCUGUGAUCUCCCUUUUCACAAAUAGGUUUGGUUUCAUUAAAAUUACGUGUUGUCUUUCGUACCACUGUACUUGAGAAUCACAUUAACCUCGAAAAAUACCUUUUUGUUUUUUUGAUCUUGUAAAAUUACAGUAGCAGAAAUUCCUUGCAAUUUCGUUAUUUUUCCAGUGACAGAAAAGUGGGCUUGUAAAGUAUUCAGAAUGUUCCAAAAUCUACAUUGGGAAAAUAUUUGGAUACUGUCAAACAACUUGCCAGUGACCUUAUAGACUUAAUGGCAUUAUUUUAUUAGAGUUCAUUUUAAGGAAAUUUAGGAAGCAUUUGCUUCCAGUUUUGCACAGUAAAAGUCAAGAUUCUGAUAUUUGUAUUCUCCCUUUGUACAGCUAUGAGAAGUUCCCUGAAAGUCUUGUUUACUUCUGAGCUAACAUUUGACUUGCCUUAUUUAAAAUAAAUAAAUUAAGCUUGCCUUACAUUUUUCAUAUGACUCUGUUGGUCUCUGGGUAGCUCUAGUCUGUUGUAUAAUCUCAUUUCAUGUGCAUACACUUUUAAAAGAAACUUAAAUAAAAUUGUUCAGUGCUUA
Carlito syrichta (Philippine tarsier) is the source of this 1999-nucleotide messenger RNA. It is a transcript of the gene ACADM, whose product is annotated as acyl-CoA dehydrogenase, C-4 to C-12 straight chain. Gene Ontology annotation, biological process: fatty acid beta-oxidation; medium-chain fatty acid catabolic process. The record is from RefSeq and is a predicted model, not a curated record. The transcript is spliced from 11 exons. NCBI's taxonomy places the organism in Eukaryota, Metazoa, Chordata, Mammalia, Primates, Tarsiidae. Gene Ontology annotation, cellular component: mitochondrion. The coding region runs from base 244 to 1251 and encodes 335 amino acids. Gene Ontology annotation, molecular function: medium-chain fatty acyl-CoA dehydrogenase activity; flavin adenine dinucleotide binding.